Molecule: messenger RNA, 870 nt
Organism: Penicillium expansum
Lineage: Eukaryota; Fungi; Ascomycota; Eurotiomycetes; Eurotiales; Aspergillaceae
Exons: 2
Coding region: 1-870 (289 amino acids)
Source: RefSeq, a predicted model, not a curated record
AUGGCCUCCACCACAAUCUUUCGCUUCGUCGCGUUGUCCGCUGCUUUGGGCCAGGCAACUGCUACCUUCAAUCUCAAUACUUCUGGUCCUAGUUGGGCCUAUACAACCAAGGACCUAGCAAACACGACGUCACAAACUUGCAAGGACGCCUACAGCGCCAGUAUCAACUGCGAUGAAACCCUCCUCAAGAUCGUGGGCUCUAUGGAUCCUGACUUCGAUCCGCAAGCCUCGGACUUGCAGGCUAUGUGCACCAUGACAUGCAGUGAUUCAUUGACCCAGUAUGUCAAGAACGUCAAGGCUGCAUGCAACAAGGAUGGCGACCUAGCUGGCAUUGCCAGCGGGAAUAAAUAUGUCUAUCAGGCUCCCGUUGCCACUGUGGGCGAGGUUUUCCAGUACAACUACGUCAAAUCUUGUGCCAAGAGCGGGUCUGAUUACUGCUUCUUGACCUAUCCCGCGAGCGACGAUUGGGCCAAAACCGACUUCCCAUGUAGCGACGAGUGUGCUGUCAAGUUUUUCCAAAACGCACACAACCAACCUGGCUCGGCCUAUUCCUUUAACUACUUUGCUCUUGGAAACCAAUCAUCAUACUGGGAGGAGACAUAUGCCGGUGGUUGGGAAACUGUGGUUCAAUGCGGUGAUGGUGGAAGCGAUGCAAGCUCCGUUAGCACGAGCGCAAGUUCCACAACGAGCGGUAUCGUUGACAUUUCAUCUUCAACUAGCUCAAUCAACAACAAGGCGGCGGUUUCUACGACCUCAACACCAACUGCAGUGACGACAACCCCCGUGCCGGCUCGUUCUACCUCUGAGGCUACCUCAACUACAGCCACCAGUGGCGCUUCGAGGCUCAGAGCCUCAUUUUUGUUUUUUUAA